This is a messenger RNA of Talaromyces stipitatus ATCC 10500, 1341 nucleotides long. Its product is annotated as acyl-protein thioesterase 1,2, putative. Gene Ontology annotation, molecular function: palmitoyl-(protein) hydrolase activity; carboxylic ester hydrolase activity. The record is from RefSeq and is a predicted model, not a curated record. Gene Ontology annotation, biological process: protein depalmitoylation. Gene Ontology annotation, cellular component: cytoplasm. Lineage: Eukaryota; Fungi; Ascomycota; Eurotiomycetes; Eurotiales; Trichocomaceae. Bases 103 to 1341 code for a protein of 412 amino acids. The transcript is spliced from 2 exons.
AUUCGCAAUAUCCCUAAACACCGCGAACCUCACUGAGGCUGCCCAGGUGGUGUCUAUACUGGAUUAUAUUUUCAGCACCUUCACUACCUAAUACACGCGAAAAUGCACAAGCAAGGAAAGAAAAAUCCUUAUCCAAUCCCAUUCUGCGUCGAGCCUUUGAGACCCCAACAUACACAUACAUUCAUUAUCCUCCAUGGCAGAGGCAGUAAUGCAGAGAAGUUCGGUCGCGAGCUUUUGGCUUCGGCCAAUCUCCCCGCUCGUCUGCCUACUGUGAAGUUCGUCUUUCCCACUGCCUCCAAGCGGCGAUCUACAGUUUUGAAAAAGAUGCCAAUCAACCAGUGGUUUGAUAACUAUAGCUUGGAUGAUCCGAAUCAGAGAACGGAUCUGCAGGCUGAUGGGCUGAUGGAGACGGCAAAGUUCUUGAGAGAAUUGGUUGAUGCUGAAGCACGGGUUCUGGAUAACGGUGCCGGUGAGACGGGACACAAAAGAAUUAUUAUCGGAGGACUGAGUCAGGGGUGUGCUGCUGCCAUUUUUACUCUUCUUGGCGGUGGAUUUGGAGAGAGUGGAAAUGAGAGGCCUGGAGCUUUCUUUGGGAUGAGCGGUUGGCUACCGUUUGAGAAACAGCUGAAUAGUAUGAUGAACGUUCAGGGCAUGAGUAGUGAUCGAGUCCAUGAGACGGAAGAGGAAGAUGAAGAAGAGGAUGACAGUGAAAGUAGUGAUGAUGAUGAUGACCGCUCAGAGAGCGACGUUGGGAUAAAUGUCUCGUUCAAUGACACUGCAAGUGAUAACUUCGCAUCGGAUGCAGAAGUCAAUUUGGCUUCCUUCGACCCAUUUCAGCGUGAUCCUCAGGAUAAUCCCGAAAAUAACAUUGCGGAUGCCCUCAAUUCUGUCCGCGACAUACUGGAUCUUCCACCCGUGGUUAUUGGCCUUUCUGCUCCUGACGACGAUGAUAACGAAACAACCCAUGAAGUGACCACAGAGGCUUUCCCAAUCCUUCAGACACCAAUUUUUCUAGGUCAUGGAUCGGCUGAUUCCAAAGUGUCUGUUCGCUUGGGUGAGAAAAUGGCCGAGCUACUGUCGAAAAAGAUGAAAAUAGAUGUCACAUGGAAGACUUACGAUGGGUUUGGUCACUGGUACAAAGUCCCUGAUGAAAUUGACGACAUUCUGGAAUUCCUGCAGCAAAAUAUUAAUUUGCCAGUUGAGAUGAUAUGGUCUAUCUUUGAAUAUAAUUACACAGCUACGUUUGACAAAGACUUGUCACUUGUUUUAAUCUUGCCUAUCACUCUGACUGUAACUCAUAUUGAUUUAGACCCGUGCUUUUCCGAUGGUACAGUUGUUUAA